Elgaria multicarinata webbii is the source of this 2185-nucleotide messenger RNA. It is a transcript of the gene AP3M1, whose product is annotated as adaptor related protein complex 3 subunit mu 1. The record is from RefSeq and is a predicted model, not a curated record. Bases 159 to 1415 code for a protein of 418 amino acids. Gene Ontology annotation, biological process: endocytosis; intracellular protein transport. Gene Ontology annotation, cellular component: clathrin adaptor complex; cytoplasmic vesicle. Lineage: Eukaryota; Metazoa; Chordata; Lepidosauria; Squamata; Anguidae. The transcript is spliced from 10 exons.
CGCAGCCAUCUUCUGCCGGCGCUACCGCUGCUGCUGCUGCUCCGGCUUCUCCUCCCGAAGCCCGGCUCGUGGUGAGACGUUGGAAUUGAAGAGUUAAGUAAUUAAGACAAACCUGCUGCAUACUCAGUGACGAUUUGGGCAGUGCCAUCAAAUUGAAAAUGAUCCACAGUCUGUUUCUUAUAAACUGUUCGGGCGACAUAUUCUUGGAGAAGCAUUGGAAGAGUGUUAUCGGCCAAUCUGUGUGUGAUUAUUUCUUUGAAGCUCAGGAGAGAGCAGCUGAUGUUGAAAAUGUGCCCCCCGUCAUCCCCACACCUCACCACUACCUCAUCAGCAUCUAUCGGGAUAAAAUAUUUUUUGUGUCUGUCAUACAGACAGAAGUGCCUCCACUCUUUGUCAUUGAAUUCCUUCACCGCAUAGCAGAUACUUUCCAGGAUUACUUUGGAGAAUGUUCUGAGACUGCAAUUAAAGACAAUGUUGUUAUUGUGUAUGAGCUUCUUGAAGAAAUGCUGGACAAUGGCUUUCCACUGGCAACAGAAUCCAAUAUCUUAAAAGAGCUCAUUAAACCUCCCACAAUACUGCGCUCUGUUGUCAAUUCCAUUACAGGCAGUAGUAAUGUGGGUGAUACUCUUCCAACUGGCCAAUUGUCAAACAUUCCAUGGAGAAGAGCAGGUGUGAAGUACACAAACAAUGAAGCAUACUUUGAUGUGAUUGAAGAAAUCGAUGCCAUCAUAGACAAAUCUGGCUCUACGGUCUUUGCAGAAAUUCAAGGUGUAAUUGAUGCUUGCAUCAAGCUCUCCGGGAUGCCAGAUCUUUCACUGUCUUUCAUGAAUCCAAGACUCCUGGAUGAUGUUAGUUUUCAUCCUUGCAUUCGAUUCAAGCGCUGGGAGUCGGAAAGAGUCCUCUCCUUCAUUCCUCCAGAUGGAAACUUCAGAUUGAUUUCAUACCGGGUCAGCUCACAAAAUUUGGUUGCCAUUCCAGUGUAUGUGAAACAUACAAUUAGUUUCAAAGAUAAUUCAUCUGCUGGAAGAUUUGAUGUUACAAUUGGACCCAAACAGAAUAUGGGGAAGACCGUGGAAGGAGUUGUCAUGACAGUCCAUAUGCCAAAAGCUGUACUCAAUAUGAACCUUACAGCCACACAAGGCAAUUAUACAUUUGAUCCCGUCACUAAAGUGUUAACCUGGGAUGUUGGCAAAAUCACCCCUCAGAAGCUGCCCAGUCUAAAAGGGAUGGUGAUUUUGCAAUGUGGAGCUCCCAAGCCAGAAGAAAACCCCAACCUGAACGUUCAGUUCAAGAUACAGCAGCUGGCUAUUUCAGGAUUGAAAGUAAAUCGCCUUGACAUGUAUGGAGAAAAAUACAAACCAUUUAAAGGUGUGAAGUACAUCACGAAAGCAGGGAAAUUCCAAGUACGAACAUGAGACACAAGAUCCCUGCCUUCCUGGCAGCUAAAUGUUGGGGUUUUUUUCCCAUUUGAGGGAGAAAUGAGAUCUAGAGACUUCAACCCAUGUUAACAAUUCCUCUGAUUAGAUUCAUUCCUGUGCACUGCAGCUCUUCAAAUUAAAUCAUACUUUAAUAGGAUUUUUUAUAUCUGGCUUUGAAAUAGAGUAACUUACUGCAGCAGUUUCCUUUUUGUGACCCUGUUGGUUCAUGAAUUGUGAUUACAACCAGGGACUGUCCAUAGCACCAGCUAACGCUGCACACUGCCAAGCAAACCACCAAAGCGCAAGAAGCAUGCAGGAGCUCCUGGACAGAUGGAAAACCCCACUUUGGACAGCACUGAAGGAAACGGAUGCUCUUGUAGCCUGUUAGAAAUUGGUUUUCCAUCACAAGGUCUAUUAGGAAAAAGGGGUGGGGGUAGAGGGCUGACUCCCCUGGAAAGGGAUCAACAGAGAUACAAAAAAAGGCUUAACCUGCAAUGUUUACAACAUGCUGCCUUUUUAAUCCAAACGGUUUGCCUUACCAGUUUGUGAAUUCAACAGACAAUCUGUAGCCAAUGCUAGGUUUUCUACAACUUCCUUUAUUUUGAAGGUGAAAAAUGUAUGGAAGUGAAGUCUUUGUUCAACAGGUAUCACCACCACUUUAAAUGUGUUUUUCCCUUACACCUCAAGAGUAGUUCACCAUAGGCAGCAAGCUUUAUUUGAAGGUUUAAGUGCUUAUUUGUAAUGAAAUAAAAGGGAACUCAGCUAUA